This is a messenger RNA of Cololabis saira (Pacific saury), 1065 nucleotides long. RefSeq names its product complement C1q subcomponent subunit C-like. Bases 67 to 792 code for a protein of 241 amino acids. Lineage: Eukaryota; Metazoa; Chordata; Actinopteri; Beloniformes; Belonidae. The record is from RefSeq and is a predicted model, not a curated record. The transcript is spliced from 7 exons. Gene Ontology annotation, molecular function: protein binding.
UGGAGACGCUGCGAGCCGUCUUCAACUCUCCCAGGCGGCUUUUCUUAUUUUCUCAGGUUCUCCGUCAUGUUCGGUCGUUGUUUUCUCGUGGUCGGAGCCCUGCUCUCGUUGGCCACACCUCUGUCGGUCGCCGUGGAGACGUGUCCGGCCAGAGGGAUGCCUGGGAUGCCAGGUAUUCCGGGGCUUCCUGGCAGAGACGGCCGGGAUGGAGAGAAGGGAGAGAAAGGAGAGCCAGGAGCUCUGGGGAGUCAAACCUCCGGGCCUGGGAGAGGUGCACCGGGCGACCCGGGGCAGCUGGGAUACCCCGGGAAACGAGGCCAGAGCGGAGAACCCGGGGAACCUGGAACGUGGGGAUUCAUUGGAGCUCCAGGAGACACCGGGGAACACGGGACCGCCGGGGUCCAGCAGCAGGUGGCCUUCAGCGUGGCGAGGGGAACCAGCGAGUACCCGGACAGAAACAGCGUUAUCCGCUUCACCAAAGUCAUCACCAACAUCGACGGCGGCUACGACACCAACACCGGACGCUUCAGGUGUCGGGUCCCGGGGACGUACUACUUCGUCUUCCACGCAUCGUUGGAGGACAGGCUCUGCGUGCUGAUGAAGCGCGACAGCUCGCUGGUGAUGUCCUUCUGCGACCAUCGGCACCACAAGAGACAGGUAACUUCAGGUGGGCUGGCCGUCUACCUGUCGAAAGAGCAGGAGGUGUGGCUGGAGACAAAAGACUACAAAGGGAUGACGGGGAAGCCCAACGGCUACAGCGUCUUCUCCGGGUUCCUGCUGCACUCGCACUAACAAAACAACCUUCUCCCCUUCCUGUCUCAGGUGUCUUUCACUUUUACAAUUAACAUUUUUGUCACAGUUUGAGGUCGUUGCAUGUUUUAUUUGAACUGCCUGCAAAUUCUCUCUUGUCAAAUGAAAAUCUGGAUCUUUACUUGGAGGUGGGAGAAAUGUAAAUGAGAAAUUUGUUGAGGUCUAAGCGGGUUCACAGAAAUCACAAACGUACCAAAUUCCAGAUGUUAAUCUCGGCCCACUCGUCACCUCUGAUUGGAGAAAUUUGUUCUGCCA